AUGGGCCUCUUCAAUUGGAUCAUCACCAUAAUCGGCAAAUUCCUAGCUCUUUUCCGCCCAAAAGACAGUGAUGUCUACGGUCUCGAUCAUGCAAUUCUCAAUAUUGAACUUCCUACCCGCAUGUGGAUGAACCUGGGGUAUUGGAAGCACGAAUCAGCCCUCCCACAAGCCUGCAAAGCCCUUCUAGACCAAGUUCUCAUUACGGCAGGUUUACUCGAUGAGAAUGGUCGUCCGAUACCGCCUCAUGCAAAGAAGACGACGACUAACAUUGUCGAUGUCGGAUUCGGAUGUGGUGAUCAGUCACUGUAUUUGACUCAAUUAUCCUACUCCCCAUCAGGUGAAUCCCACGAUGGAGACACAGACAGUAGGAGUGGUAGCGGUAGCCACCGCCCCCUCUUUUCCUCCUACGUUGGAAUUACAAUUACCGAAUCCCAGGCGGAGUUUGCUCGUCAACGCAUGGCGCCAUCGAUGCAUGGAAAGCACCAUCUUGGUAACGAUGAGCGGUCUACGCCUACGCCUACACCUCCCCCUUCCAUGACUAGUUCUGCCUCUACUGGCGGUCUAGUUACACCGAAUAUUCACCUUUUCUGCGCGGAUGCCGCGAAACCCGCCACAUGGAGUGCUGAGGUGAAGCACGCGAUUCGAAACGAGGCUGGCGGUGGUAGGACUACAUCGCGAUCGUCCGCCACCACUACCACUACCAGUACCAGUACGAGUAGCAAUACCAGCAGCAACAGCAGUGGCAGUCUGAAAAAUAGAAACUCAAACCCAAGCACAGAAAGAAAUACAUACCUCCUCGCCCUGGAUACCCUAUACCACUUCCGACCCUCACGGAAACCACUCGUGGAAUAUGCAUGCUCGCACCUGCAAGCGUCGAUCAUGGCGUUUGAUCUCGUGUUAGCGGACGAUGCGUCGGUGUGGAGUAAGUUGCUGAUGCGUGUGAUUUGCUGGGUGUCUGGGACGCCGUUUUCUAAUUUCCUCACUUGGGGUGAGUAUGAGGAGAUGCUGGUGGGUGCUGGUUAUGAGCAGGAGAGCAUCACGGCGAGGGAUCUGUCCGAGCAUGUGUUUUCUGGGAUUGAGAGGUAUAUACGCAGGCAGGAUGAAAUGUUGAGGCCGUUUGGGAUGGGCGUGGGCAAGUUCAAGGGGGCUGGGAAGGUGUUUGGGUGGUGGGCUAGGAGUGGUGUUGUUAGAGGCAUGGUCAUUGUUGCGAAAAAGUAG
Molecule: messenger RNA, 1218 nt
Organism: Aspergillus wentii DTO 134E9
Lineage: Eukaryota; Fungi; Ascomycota; Eurotiomycetes; Eurotiales; Aspergillaceae
Exons: 2
Coding region: 1-1218 (405 amino acids)
Source: RefSeq, a predicted model, not a curated record